This is a messenger RNA of Erythranthe guttata (spotted monkey flower), 4292 nucleotides long. The record is from RefSeq and is a predicted model, not a curated record. Lineage: Eukaryota; Viridiplantae; Streptophyta; Magnoliopsida; Lamiales; Phrymaceae.
CAAUUAGCUCUCCAAUAACAAAAAUUAUAACAGUUACACCCUUGCUAGUUAUAGGGAUAAAAUUGUAAUUCGGAGGAAAAAAGAAAACAUUAAAAAAAAGGAAAUUGGAGAAAUUGAAAAAAUGGAAAUAACACUACACGGCUGAAAAAUAAUCGCGUCUUAAAAUGUCAAGUCAAUUCCCUCCAUUUUCUUCUUCUUCUCCCGCUCCUCUCUCUCUCUCUCUCUCUCUCUCUCACACACACACACACACACGCACUGGCGCACAACACAGAGUGGGUAAACUACAGAGUAGAGUGGAGCUUACGAUAAUCUCCUUCAACCGCUGACGGAGGAGUUGCAAAUCAUCGAGGAAUUACAUCAUGUACAUAAAGCAGGUUGUAAUCGAAGGGUUUAAGAGUUACAGGGAGCAAAUUGCAACUGAAACAUUCAGCCCCAAAGUUAACUGUGUUGUUGGGGCUAAUGGAUCUGGAAAAUCCAAUUUUUUCCAUGCAAUACGCUUUGUGAUAAAUGAUCUGUCCCAUAACUUGCGCAACGAAGAAAGGCAAGCGUUGCUUCAUGAAGGCGCAGGCCAUCAAGUGUUAUCCGCAUUUGUGGAAAUUGUGUUUGACAACACUGACAAUCGCAUCCCGGUUGAUAAAGAGGAAGUGCGGCUGAGGAGAACAAUUGGUGUGAAGAAAGAUGAAUAUUUCUUGGAUGGAAAGCAUAUCACGAAGACGGAAGUCAUGAAUCUGCUGGAAAGUGCGGGAUUCUCUCGUUCUAAUCCUUAUUAUGUUGUGCAGCAGGGAAAAAUUUCAUCGUUGACAUUGAUGAAGGAUUCACAGCGACUGGAUCUGCUGAAGGAAAUUGGUGGUACUCGAGUUUAUGAGGAGAGACGUCGUGAAAGUUUGAAAAUCAUGCAGGAGACUGGUAAUAAGAGAAAGCAAAUUAUUCAAGUUGUCCAAUACUUGGAUGACAGACUUCGAGAGCUUGAUGAAGAGAAAGAGGAAUUGAAAAAGUAUCAGCAGCUUGACCGGCAGAGGAAGUCUCUAGAAUAUGCUAUUUAUGACAAAGAACUUCAUGAUGCCAAGCAGCAAUUGGUGAAGAUAGAAGAGGAAAGAUACAAGGUUUCUGAAAAAUCUGCCACAAUGUACAAUAGUGUUUCAGACGCCCGUGCAAAGUGCAAGGAGUUGGACAAAUCACUUAAAGAUGUGACCAAAGAAGCUCAGAUUUUGAGCAGAGAGAAAGAAGCAAUAGAGAAACAGAAGACAGAAGCUAUUAAGAAGCGUGCAAAACUUGAGCUUGACAACAAAGACUUACACGAGAAGAUUAAAGGGAAUAAAAAAGCUAAGGAGGAUGCUGCUGUACAACUUGAGCUUUUGGAUAAAGAAAUUCAGGGAUCCAAUGCUGAACUCACUAGAAUCACGCAGUUGUAUGAUGAGCAUGUCAGGGUGGAGGAUAAUUUGACCCGAGAGAUUAUGGAGUGCGAAAAACAGCUUAGCAUUCUGUACCAGAAACAGGGUCGUGCAACACAGUUUGCUAAUAAAGCAGCUCGUGACCAGUGGCUUAAAAAAGAAAUUAAGGACUAUCAGCAAGUUUUAUCUUCAAACCUAGUACAGGAGCAAAAACUUAGGGAUGAACUUAAGCAGCUCGAGAAAGAUAUCCUAGAGCACGAUGCCUAUAUAAAGGGACGGAAAUCUGAAGCCGCUGAAUUGGAAUCCCUAAUUUCUGGAUACAUACAAGGAUACAACCAGUUUAAAUUGAAUAGAGAUGAACUGCAUGACAAGCGAAAGUCUUUGUGGGGGAGAGAGAGUGAACUUUCGGCUGAGAUUGAUAGGCUCAAAUCGGAGGUUGCGAAAGCCGAGAAAAGCCUCGAUCACGCGACUCCUGGAGAUAUACGAAGAGGAUUGAAUUCUGUGAGGAGGAUAUGUGAUCAGCAUGGUAUUGGAGGAGUACAUGGUCCUGUUAUUGAGUUGUUAGACUGCGAGGAAAAGUUUUUCACAGCUGUUGAAACUACUGCUGGAAACAGCUUAUUUCAUGUGGUAGUUGAAAAUGAUGAUAUAUCAACCAAGAUAAUUGGGCACCUCAACGCACAAAAAGGUGGACGGGUGACAUUUGUACCAUUGAACAGGGUGAAAGCCCCACAAGUUACGUAUCCACAGAACUCCGAUGUGAUACCACUUCUGAAGAAAUUAAAAUUCCUAGAGAAAUAUACUUCAGCAUUUGGUCAGAUUUUCUCAAAGACGGUUAUUUGCCGAGAUUUAGAUGUUGCUACAAGGGUUGCCCGUACUGAUGGUCUGGACUGCAUAACCUUGGAAGGUGAUCAAGUAAACAAAAAAGGUGGCAUGACCGGUGGAUAUUAUGAUUAUAGGCGUUCUAAACUGAAAUUCAUGAGCAUCAUUAGACAGAAUAUGAAGUCUAUUAAGAUGAAGGAAGAUGAACUGAAUAAAGUCAGAGACGAGCUUCAAAAGACUGACCAGGAAAUCAGUGAGCUAAUGGCAGAGAAGCAGAAAAAUGAAGCCAAGUUAGCUCAUGAAAAAUCUGAACUUGAACAGCUGAGGCAGGAUGUUGUGAACUCUGAGAAGCAAAAACUAUCGAUUUCAAAGUCACUAGAGAAGAAAGAGAAGUCGCUCGACAGCAUAUUGACUCAGAUAGAACAUAAUAGAGCUAAUAUUGCUAAUAAAGAAAAGGAAAUGGGAACUGAACUUGUUGAUCACUUGACACCAGAGGAGAAAGAGUCGCUCUCUCGGUUGAAUCCUAAAAUAACUAAUCUGAAGGAGCAGCUAAUUACCUGCAGGAGUAACCGUAUGGAGGCCGAAACAAGAAAAGCAGAGCUUGAGAUGAAUCUAUCUACAAACCUUGUGAGGCGGAAAGAAGAGUUGGAGGCAGUAAAGCAAUCUGCAGAGACUGACAUGUUACAAGGAGAAGCAGAGCUGAACAGACAGGAAUUAGCAGAUGGGAAUUUAUUAGUUGGUCAACUAACUCAACAGCUCAAGCGAGUAAUUGAGGAUAUAGAUCAGAGGAACAAGAAACUGGAAGACUUUAUAACUGAAAAGGAAAAUCUAAAGAGGUUACAAGAUGAGUACCAAUCUACUCUACAAGAUGAAGAGAAAGAACUAGAGCAACUACUGAGUAAGAAGAAUAUAUAUCUGUCCAAACAGGAAGAGUACUCGAAGAAAAUUCGGGAAUUGGGUCCACUAUCUUCCGAUGCUUUUGAGACGUACAAGCGAAGAAGCAUAAAAGAACUGUACAAACUGCUUCACAAAUGUAAUGAGCAACUGCAACAGUUCAGCCAUGUGAACAAAAAAGCUCUUGAUCAAUAUGUUAAUUUCACCGAGCAAAGAGAAGAGCUCCAGAGAAGACAGGCGGAGUUGGAUGCUGGUGAUGAUAAAAUCAAAGAACUUAUAUCAGUUUUGGAUAUGAGGAAGGAUGAAUCAAUCGAGCGUACGUUUAAAGGUGUGGCCAAACAUUUUCGAGAAGUAUUUUCUGAACUUGUGCAAGGAGGUCAUGGAUUUUUGGUCAUGAUGAAGAAGAAGGAUAACGACGACUUUGAUAAUGAUCAAGAUGAUGAUGAGCCUCGUCCAGCGGAAACAGAGGGGAGAGUUGAGAAAUACAUUGGCGUCAAAGUGAAGGUUUCUUUCACUGGGCAAGGAGAGACACAGUCAAUGAAACAAUUGUCUGGCGGUCAGAAAACUGUGGUGGCUUUGGCAUUAAUCUUCGCCAUACAAAGAUGUGAUCCUGCCCCGUUUUAUCUUUUUGACGAGAUAGAUGCAGCACUUGAUCCUCAGUACAGAACUGCCGUCGGACACAUGGUUCGUCGGCUAGCAGACAUGGCCAGCACUCAGUUUAUAACCACUACGUUUCGACCUGAGCUUGUGAAAGUAGCUGACAAGAUAUAUGGCGUGGAGCACAAAAACAGAGUGAGCCGUGUUAAUGUUGUGUCCAUUGAAGAAGCUUUGGAUUUCGUUGAGCGCGACCAGUCUCACAAUGAGUGAUAUUAUUGGAAUAUCCUUGUCGAUAACUGACGUACAAUGACCACGAUGAAAAGAACUCCGUAAAUUAACAAAUAUCUCUCCUAUUUUAGAUUAUUAUUACUAAUAGUAGGUAUUCGGGUAUGUUUAGAGAUUUGUUUUGCCCCUAGUAUUUGUAGAUAUUCAUGUCUGGUGUUUGAUGAAUUAGUUUAUCUACUAUGGUGUCUGGUUUUAGUGUUGGAAAUGAACUGCAAUUGUAAUUAUUUAAGUAGCAACUGACACAUGGUAUGUUUGAGUUAAGAUUGCUUUAUUUGUUAUCUCUUGGUCUAUUAUUCAAAGUAUUCA